AUGAAUACAAACCGACAAGUCUUUCAAAAAUUAUCAAGUACUAGUUGGCGUUUUAUUUCACAUAAAACUAACCUUUCACCAAAUAAUUGGCAUUAUUCACAUAUUUUAUUACCUUAUUCCCGAAUAAAAUCUAUUUCAACAUUGCGCAGAGCUAACGAUAAUAUUUCACAAAAUGGUCAGGGAAUUCGAUAUUUUAUUGGUUCUGCAGUGAUUGCUGGGGUCGGCGGAUCAGUUUAUUAUUAUUUUCAAAAAAAAAAAGGGAAUCAAUCCAUUGACAAUUCAAAUAAUCAACAUCAUAAAAUCAUUCUUUCGCCACAAGAGGCUACAUUAAGAUUACGAGAAAAUCAAUUAUCAUUCUUACUCCAGCGUAACAACGGAGUUUAUCGUUACGAUACAAAUCAAUUAGCAUCUAAUAAUCCAAUUGAGGAUACUAAAUGUGAAUUAAUUAUUCCAAGUUCAAAAAAUGGUGGCGAUCGUUUAUUUUUUGGUGUAUUUGAUGGUCAUGCUGGUUGGAAUACAUCACAAUUAUUAAGUAGGAAAUUGAUCCCUUAUGUUAAAGAACAACUUGAUAAAGCUUAUGAUGGGUAUGGUGAAUAUUCAAAAUUAAUUUCAAAUAAAAGAGAAUUAGUUUCAAAAGCUAUUCAAAAAGCAUUUACUGAGUUGGAUGAAGAGAUUGUCUUUCAUUCGAUUGAUAGAUUAUUAAAUACGCAAAAUGAGUCCGGUGGUAUUUCUUAUAUUAAUGAAAGUUUAUUAUCGGCAUUGUCGGGAUCUUGUGCAAUACUUGCAUAUGUUGAUACAGCUGCAAAUGAUCUUUAUGUCGCUUGCACAGGAGAUUCGAGAGCUGUACUUGGAGUCAAAGACCCAACAACCGGUGAAUGGAAACCAAUACCUUUAAGCGAAGACCAAACGGGUAGAAAUGAACAUGAAGUAGAAAGAUUAGAUAAGGAACACCCGGGUGAAAGUAAUAUUAUCACAAAAGGACGGGUUUUUGGGGGGCUGGAGCCAACUCGGGCAUUCGGCGAUUCUAAAUAUAAAUGGGAUAAAGCUCUACAAGAAAUAAUUUAUUCUAAAUUCUUCAAUGAAAAACGUAGCGUUCCUGGGGGUGACCGAUAUAAAACCCCACCGUAUGUUACAGCCAAACCCGAAGUUACACACCAUAAGAUCAGUCCGGAAGAUAAAUUUUUGGUUUUGGCAACGGAUGGUCUAUGGGAUCGAUUAUCAAAUGCGGAGGUUAUAGAACUUGUUGGACUUUUAAUUGAUGGAAGACGAAAUGGAAAAAAUGGUAGAGAGCUCACUACCGUACAAAAAGAUUUGAAUGUUAAUGGCUCAAAACAACAAAAAGAAUUCUCAUUUGUAGAUGAAAAUGCGUCUACACAUUUGAUACGUAACGCUCUUGGUGGUGCAGCUGAAGAUGUUUUAUGUGCAAUGUUAUCUCUUCCUCCACCUAUGUCUAGAAGGUGGCGGGACGAUAUUACCGUAACAGUGAUAUUUUUUGGCAAAGAUUAA
Racocetra persica is the source of this 1506-nucleotide messenger RNA. NCBI's taxonomy places the organism in Eukaryota, Fungi, Glomeromycota, Glomeromycetes, Diversisporales, Gigasporaceae. The record is from the annotation of a GenBank genome assembly.